This is a messenger RNA of Octodon degus (degu), 1364 nucleotides long. RefSeq names its product RWD domain containing 1 (gene Rwdd1). Gene Ontology annotation, molecular function: protein binding. The record is from RefSeq and is a predicted model, not a curated record. Gene Ontology annotation, biological process: cytoplasmic translation. NCBI's taxonomy places the organism in Eukaryota, Metazoa, Chordata, Mammalia, Rodentia, Octodontidae. The transcript has 7 exons. Bases 156 to 884 code for a protein of 242 amino acids.
CCAGGCUGAAGCAGUCGAACGCAGCACCAGCGAUCCAGUUGAGGGCGGCGCGGGACUGUGGCUCAGUGGGCUGGUCCUGGCCUGAGGCCUCGGCACUCGGUGGUAGCUCACUGCUCGAGUGUCGGCGUGAUCCAUGGGCAGUAGCCAGGGCCGCGAUGACAGACUACGGCGAGGAGCAGCGAAACGAGCUGGAGGCCUUGGAGUCCAUAUACCCCGACUCCUUCACAGUAUUAUCAGAAAAUCCACCCAGCUUCACUAUUACUGUGACAUCUGAUGCUGGAGAAAAUGAUGAAGUUGUCCAGACUACCCUCAAGUUUACAUACAGUGAAAAAUACCCCGAUGAAGCUCCUCUUUAUGAAAUAUUCUCUCAGGAAAAUCUAGAAGAUAAUGAUGUCACAGACAUUUUAAAAUUACUAGCAUCACAGGCUGAGGAAAAUCUUGGUAUGGUCAUGAUCUUUACUCUAGUGACAGCAGUGCAAGAAAAAUUAAAUGAAAUAGUAGAUCAGAUAAAAACAAGAAGAGAGGAAGAAAAGAAACUAAAAGAAAAAGAAGCAGAAGAAGCAGAAAAGCAAUUAUUUCACGGCACCCCUGUUACAAUUGAGAAUUUCUUAUGUUGGAAAGCUAAGUUUGAUGCAGAACUCUUGGAAAUUAAAAAGAAACGGAUGAAAGAAGAAGAACAAGCAGGAAAAAAUAAACUGAGUGGCAAACAACUAUUUGAAACAGAUCAUAAUCUUGACACAUCUGAUAUCCAGUUCUUGGAGGAUGCUGGGAACAACGUGGAAGUAGAUGAGUCUUUGUUCCAGGAAAUGGAUGAUUUAGAGUUGGAAGAUGUUGAAGAUGAUCCGGACUCCAAUCCUGCAGAUGCAGGGAGUGACUCCACAUAGUGAUGGAUGUCUCCAUCUACAGAGAAGCUUGACAGCCACAGCAUCUGUGGCUGUGCUGAAAAGGUUUCAUUUUCCUUUCUUUUUUUGUAAGAAAAAAUAAUUUUCAGGAGAAUAGUCUUCUGAUAACUUCAUCAUUGAACUUAAUAAACUGACCAUAACACUUCAUAUGUAAAAAGUUUACUUCCUCUUAUUGGAGAACAGAAGAUUACAUAUUUAACAUUAUUUAAUGUUGGAGGGAGGUUCUACCUAUAGCACCAAGACUUGAAGGUAGGCUGCUGCCAUGGUCAUAAAGGGGUUUAUGCUCAAGGAACUGGCCUUGUAAUGGUUACUUUUGGAUUCCAAAUAUUAUCUUCAUAUAAAGUAUUACAGUACUGAGAUAUAUAAAUAGAAAACUAAAUCUGGAUUGUAGCCUCUUAACACAGUAAAUUAAAGUUUUAAUGAACCAGAAGCCCAAAUUAUAAGCAGAUAUAAAAUGGACUU